Molecule: messenger RNA, 1420 nt
Organism: Cricetulus griseus (Chinese hamster)
Lineage: Eukaryota; Metazoa; Chordata; Mammalia; Rodentia; Cricetidae
Source: RefSeq, a predicted model, not a curated record
ACAGGCCCUGCCUGCUGGGAGGGGGGCCCCCAAGGGCAGUUCUGCCCAUCCCCAGGCUCUCUACUGAUGCUUUAUCCCUCCUGAGACCUCUGGCCACCCCUCCACAGGCCCAGGAUCCCUGUGACACUCAACAUGAAGAUGGUGAUGCCUUCCUGGUUUGACCUGAUGGGGCUGAGUCCAGACGCCCCAGAGGAUGAAGUUGGCAUCAAGAAGGCAGCAGAGAACAUCAAGGCUUUGAUUGAACAUGAGAUGAAGAAUGGGAUCCCUGCCAAUCGAAUCGUCCUGGGUGGCUUUUCGCAGGGCGGGGCCCUGUCCCUCUAUACAGCCCUUACCUGCCCCCACCCUUUGGCUGGCAUCGUGGCAUUGAGCUGUUGGCUGCCUCUGCAUCGGAACUUUCCUCAAGCAGCCAAUGGUAGUGCCAAGGACCUGGCCAUCCUUCAAUGCCAUGGGGAGCUGGAUCCCAUGGUACCUGUUCGGUUCGGGGCCCUGACAGCUGAGAAGCUACGGUCUGUUGUCACACCUGCCAGGGUCCAGUUCAAGACAUACCCAGGUGUCAUGCACAGCUCCUGUCCUCAGGAGAUGGCAGCUGUAAAGGAAUUUCUGGAGAAGCUCCUGCCUCCGGUCUAACUAGUUGCUGGCUCCCAUUGCGGUCCCCAGCUCAUGAGGGACCCAGCAAACAACACCGCACCAUCUUGGAUCUGAGCCGGUCGAGCCCCUGUCCCUUCUCUUCCCAUCCUGUCUUCUUCCCACAGGCCUCUGGGGCAGGUGGCCGAGGCUGGCCAGGCCUUCCUGCUGGCCUCAGUCAUCUGGAAGUCAGCAGCAGGGGUGGGCUGCUUUCUUAUCCACUCCCCCGGAGGCGGGCCCCAGCAGCAGUAUUGGAGGGGCUGUAGGCAGCGGGAGAAAGGGGCCCAGCUGCUGACCCACUCACUCAGGACCUCACUCACUAGCCCCGCUUUGGGCCCCCUCCUGCGACCUCAGGGUUUGGCCCGUGGGGCCCUCAUGGGCCCCCCCACCCCAGUGAUUCUGCCCGGAUAAUCGCGUCUCUCCUGCCUCACUGCAGCUGCUUCUCUGUCACGAAUGUGUCCAUGGCCGGGGCCCUUGCUACUGUGGGCUGCCUGCUCCUGUGCAGGCGAGUUGGUGUGGAGGUAGAGUCCCUCAGGGCCUCCCCUUAGCUCCUCCCCCCAAGGGGGCUGGGCCCUGCCUCCCCAUGGCCCUUCCUUGCAGGCCUGGAGCCUGCAGGGCUGGAUUGAGGUUCAAGGGCCCCUGCUCCCGCUGUCUCACCCCCACUAUGUCCCCACUCUAGGGCCAGGGAGGUGGGGGGAGGGGUUGUGUCUUGUCUUCUGUCUCCAUGUGGUUUUGGGUGUUUUUCUUGUUUUGUCCUGGAUUCCAAUAAAAUUAAAGAAAUUGCUUCCUCAACUCA